This is a messenger RNA of Guillardia theta CCMP2712, 210 nucleotides long. RefSeq lists its product as hypothetical. The transcript has a single exon. The record is from RefSeq and is a predicted model, not a curated record. The annotation marks the transcript as partial. NCBI's taxonomy places the organism in Eukaryota, Cryptophyceae, Pyrenomonadales, Geminigeraceae.
GUCACCAGCGGUGGCGCCGCGUACGCCAUGGGCGAUGGGAGCAAGGGGCAGCUUGGUAACGGGGAGUGCAGCUCCUCUACUACUCCUCAGAAGAUGAUCCUGCCGGACAAGGAGAAGGCCAAGUCGGUCGCCGUGGGCAAGAACCACUCAGUCGUCCUGACGCAGGACGGCAACGUGUACGCCUGUGGAGCGAACAACCUGAUGCAGGUG